Messenger RNA from Coturnix japonica (Japanese quail), 10845 nucleotides. RefSeq names its product acyl-CoA (8-3)-desaturase-like. The record is from RefSeq and is a predicted model, not a curated record. NCBI's taxonomy places the organism in Eukaryota, Metazoa, Chordata, Aves, Galliformes, Phasianidae. Gene Ontology annotation, molecular function: oxidoreductase activity, acting on paired donors, with oxidation of a pair of donors resulting in the reduction of molecular oxygen to two molecules of water. Gene Ontology annotation, cellular component: membrane. Gene Ontology annotation, biological process: lipid metabolic process.
CUCAGUGGUUCCCAGCAGACUGAAGGUUUCCAUAUGGGUGAGUUUUUCCUGUAAAUAACCUUUUGUGUAUUUACAGCUACCAUCUUUCCAUUAUUGUCACCAUAUACCCAGCCAUCCAUCUUGGUGGAGGCAGAGUGAGAAACAGAGAGGUCCUCAAUGAUGGACAAGCACUGUUUUUAUCGCUUGUUAGCAAUAGCAGAAAUGUUGGGUCAUUAUCAAUGAUCUUUUGGUCACCAGGCUGAAACAGAAAACCACAUUGGCUGAUAUGAAUGAAAUUAACUGUUUCAGGGUACAUGAUGCCAUGACUUUAAGGAAAAAGAUAUGGAAGUCAUUGUCUAUUAUCUGUUGUAUAUGAGCAGUUGCAUCGUGCUUUAAGAAUGCUUAAAAUAAAUCUGUAAAUACAAAGGCUAGAAAGGGAAAGGAAUAAAGAGAGUUGCUACCUUCUAUAUGGGUAUGCAUCCUCUCCAGAUGUUUUAACUGGAUGUGGUGCCUGCUAAACAAAAACUUGUAUUCUGCAAUACAAGAAUGUGAAUCAUUACCAGUUCAAGCUACAGAGAAAGUGUAUAUUCUUAGUAACAAGGUUAAUUAGCUUCAUGUUCAACAUAACAAGAGCAAUUUGUCCAUUAAGGGAAUACCAGCAUUCAAGAAUAGUUUUCUAGAGGAUACUUCCUUGUAAGCAGUGGCUGUUGCCUGCUUUCACUCAGAAAAAGGUUGGGGCAGUCCUGUGACCAGUAUUGUGGUCAUUGCAUGACUGUAUGAUAGACUCUCUGGGAUGAACUCAAGUGCUUCUAAAAUAAUCUUUCAGAAACAUAACCAAAGAGAAUCAUAGAAUGGCUUGGGUGGGAGCGGAUCUCGAGGAUCAGAUAGACUUGUAACUUCUGGAAAACACGUAAAUGUUGUAAUUCUUUUCCAAGAUCAUCUUGCAAUCAUAGUUAUGGAAAAUGAACAAGAUGAAGUAAAAAAGGCAGAGUUUUGCCCAAGUUUAAAAAAAAAAAAAAAAAAGUAGGGACAGGAAAAUGAAGAUUCUGCCAUUGAGCUCAGUUUGUCUUGGUCAGUUUGAUGUUUUCUUUGUUUCAUUCCCUUAUUGACAGAUGAGGUCAGAAAUGUGACUUCAUUUGAAACUAGAAAGCAACAAAUACUUGUAUUGAGCAAAUAUUCUGAAGUUACUGAUACAGAGAAUUAAACAAUAAGGAAAAAGGUCUGUUGGAGUCUUAUUCAGGUUUCAGACAUUCUGAGUAGCUAGUUCUUAUUAUGGUCUGUAUAUAAUAGGCACUUCUUGAAGAAAGCACAUCUUCUAAGAGAACAUCACUUUAAUGAAAGAUAGUCACUGCCAGUAAAUGCUGUGAGGCAGAACAUGCUAAUACAGGAAUGGACUAGAACAGAUUCCUGAACUUUGUGUCAUCAGAAGCAAGACUAGAGGCAGAAAAUGGAGGAUUCUUUUUUCUGAAAUUAGAAGAGGGUUUGUAAAGCUGAAGUCAUACCAGGGCAUAGGACUCAUCAGGAUUCUCUAAUGUCUCUGGAGUUUAAUGCUCUUAUAGCCGAACUCCAAGUGGGAUCUUCUUGCAGGAAACUCCUCAUCUGUGCUGGGCUAGAGGGCAGCCCUCUUGCCUGUCUAAACCUACUGCUCACCUGCACCUGUAAGGUCUUUUUCAGCAUGCUUCCUUUGUUUUAAGAGAGGCAUCGCUGCUUUCUCUCAUUAACCAAUGAUAAGCCUGAGCACAAAAAAAUAAAUAAAUAAAAAUCACAACAAAUGGGGCAGGAAUGUGCCUAUAGUUCCUAUAAUAGCAAGGGUUCCUAUUUCUGCAGUCUAGGGUCCCUGGUCCUAAAUGUGCUGGACUUUAUGGUGUGAUGGGGGUCAUCCUCUGCUUGUGGGUAACAGGGAUAGGACAAGAGGGAAUGGCCUUAUAUUGCACUGAGGGAGAUUUAGGCUGGAUAUGAAGAAAAGUGAAUUCUGAGAAGGACUGAUGCACUGGAACGGGCUGCCCAGGGAGGUGGUGGAGUCACCAUCCCAGGUGGUGUUCAAGAAAGGGUGGAUGUGGCACUGAGGGACGUGGUCUAGAGUGGUCUCAGGUGUGAACUGAUGUUAGGUCUGGAUGAUCUUAGUGGUACUCCCUACCUUAAUGAUUCUAUGAGCCUAUGACUCUGUGAAUAGCUGUUAUCCUGUGAUUGUUUCCAGCUCUCAUUUCUAUCCUCACUUCUGAGUUUCGCUUCUGUAGGUUGUGCAACUUCUAAGGACUCUAACGAGAGCCCUCUUUCUGUAGUACCAAUUGUGGCAAUUAACAAGCUACUCAAGGAGUCUGUCUCUCCCAGGCAUGGGUACUUGACCUUGUUAACAUGUAGGUGACUGUCUGGAGUAGUGUAUUCAGCUAGAAGAAGGAGCUCAGACGCAACUGUGUGGGGAACCCUAGUAUAGAAACCUUACAGGACUUUUUUCCCUUGUAAGGAGAGGAGAAACAAAUUCAGGAGAGUAUUUUACAUUGAGGAGGAACUACUCUGAAUCAGAUUAGGAAUGCAAAGAGUAGAGAAAAGUUCAUGAAAGUGCAAGAAGGCAUUGCUAAACGUCAACUUUGCAAAAGAAAUUAAAGUAAUUAGUAAAAGCUUCUUCAGCCAUGUAUAUUAAAAAUAUGAGAAGAAGUGAGGCCUCUGGGGAAAGGGUAGGAAGAAGUUAGUUUGAGUCAUGUCUUCAGAUCAAAAUACACAGAAUGGAAUCCUGGAAUCAUUUGAGCUGGAAAGGCCCCUCUGGUCCAACUCCCCUGCACUGAAUAGUCACCUACAGUAGGUCAGGUGCUCAGAGCCCCAUCCUGGCCAACCUUGAACUUCUCCAGGGACGGGGUACCCAUCACCUCUCUGUGCAAAUGUUGCCAUGCCAUGAAUAAACUUGGUAAUAUGUGUCUAGGGAAGGGUUAGUACAGUAGGAGGUUGUUGAAGGUCUGUGUAAGCAAGUAAGGAACCUAUAGACUGGGCAACAAGUAGAUGCGUCUGUUCAGAAUGAAAGCAGAAAAUGAGUUUUGCAUCUGGAAAUUAAUUUAACAAAACCAACUUCAGCUGUUUGUGUCACAUCUUGGCAUUACUGGUGCCAGUACAGUCUAAUAUCAUCAGUGAUCUGAGUGAUGGAUGGAUGCACCUUCCUCAGAUCCACUGCUGUUACCAAACCAGAGGGAACAAUCAGUACGUUGGUUAACUUAGCUAUACAGCCUUAGAAUCAUCUACGUUGGAAAAGACUUCUGAGGUAAUCAAAUCCAGCCACUGAUCUAACCUACCAACUCCCAUGAAGCCAUAAACUGCAUAGUAUUUGAAGACUGAAUUAUGGCUCUGCAGCUGAGAAAUCAGACACACCACUCUGAAAGCAAGGAAAGCAUGAAGAGGUGCUCAUGGAUGCAGGUGAGCAGUGUGUUUCUGUGCCUGAGAGGGCUGCCAUAAGGAUCAACACAGGUAAUUUGCCUGCAAGAAAACUCCAGCGGGGGCUUGGUUCCAUAUGGGGUAGGAGGCAAGUGAUUGCAGGAUCCCUGCCUCCUGUGUUGCAAAGCUGGAAGAGAGCCCAAGACUUGCAGGAAGGACAAAAGGAUGGUGUUCUGUGUGUAGGCAGUAGAACUACUGUGGGUGUUUUAAUCCUUGCUUAUGUUGUGGUUCCUAAUUGGUGUUGCACAAGUCGCGUAUUAAAAAAUGUUCAAGCUUGGCUGCCUUUUGCAGGAUCUUUCUUUUUGUGGAUGCACAAUAGUGUUUGCAAUCAGUGUGCUGAACUCAAACUGCUAUAAAAAUGCUGAGUGGUGUGGAAAAAUAAAUCCCAAAUUAUAACAGUGGGAAGACAAAAUGGUAUUGACGCAGGCAUUGGAUCACUGUGUGUUUUAGUUCCUCUGUAACAAUAUAUAUAGUGAUUUUAGAUUCUGAUGGGUUGGGACCUUAAACCUUAGGGGCAUAUGUGAAGCUGGGGCAUGCCAAGGAUUUGUUUCUUAGGAACUGCAGGUUAAAGGAGAUCCACAGCAUAGGGAUAUGUGGUGAUUGUCACAUAGAUUAUUACUGGCCCUCAUUAAAAAGAAUGUGAGCUUGCAGUUACAAAUGAUGCAAUGAGUAGAGUUUUAGCUGAGAGUUUCACAGUGCUUAGACAGAACCUCACUUUGUGCUUCACUGUAACAGCAUGGCUGAGUUCUCAGCAUCUUUUUAAAUUAUUAUUGCUCACCCAUAAAAUACAGCUGAGAGUGAAAGCGAAGUUUGCUACCACCCAAAUGGUGGGAUUUCAUGGGUGCCUUUUCUCUUUUGAAAAAGAUAUUAAAAUUGUUUUCACAAGUAAAAAAACAAUAAAAAAAUAUAUAAUAGCUUACUACUUAUACCAGACUUAAGGAAUGGACUGAAUCAUAGAAUAACAGAAUCAUUAAGGUUGGAAAAUGCCUUUAAGAUCAUCUGGUCCAAACCAUCUACCUACCACUGAUGUUUUCCCACUAGACCACAUCCCUCAGUGCCACAACUCCAUGGUUCUUAAACAUGUCCAGGGACAGUGACUUCAACAGCUCCCUGAGCAGCCUGUGUCACUACAUCACCACCCUUUCAAUGCAGAAAUUCUUCCUAAGCUCAUACAGACUUGGUUUGAACAGCCUGGAUCCUGUACCUCUUGGUUUCCCAAGCAGAAAAGCAGCACCCAUGCAGGUCAAAGGCUUCUCACAGCCCUUCAGGCUCUUUUGCUGUGUGCUGGUUAGACUGCACAUGGCUGUGCACAUUCAGAGCCGGCCUUGAGCACAGACAGCCAAACCCGCGGGGAGGAGAAAGAAGCUGCAGGGCUCGUCAGGGCACUCAGGGCAGCUCAGACAUUCCAGGGAUGAUAUUUUCCUGGAAACAAAGUACUUCAUUGCUGUGCACCUUAGUGCUUCAUUCUUUCUGGAUCUAGGGCCAUUCUGUGCUGUGACAGUUUAUCUGCAAUGGGUUAAAUGAAAAUAGAUGGAUAUACACUGUAUAUAUACUGGAUAAAAAUGUUGUUGUAAUAGCUAUUGGUCCAGCAGUCAUGUACUGAAUUUCUGGAGAUCUGGACAACUUUGUCAAGUGCUUAUGCAAGGAGAUGUCACAGACAGAGCUCUGUGCAUCUGGACAAGCUCCGAGAUGCGUACCAUAUAGAUUUUGUGGGUGUGUGGGCUGUUGUUGCAGAACACUGUGGUGCAUAUUCACUUUAACAGAUUUCUCAAUAGCUUCUCUGGAUAAACAUGCCUGCUGUGGCUUUCACUAUCUGGACUUUUCCAUGCAGCUCUGGAAUGAGUUUGGUGACCUGGAUAACACAGCCAAAGUUAUUUUGCUUUCAGAUAGGGAAAGGAUGUGCUUGAGACAUUCUAUGCUUGUUAACUCUAGUAUCUUCUUGGUUCUGUGUUCUCCAUCUCCUCAUAGACCAGAAACAAAACCUCCAUUUUCAUCUGUUCCUUUUCAGGUAGCUGCUAGGUUUGCAAGUGAAUAAGGGCAAGUUGUGUGAAUAAAUGUAGAAUAACUUGAAUGUUUGUGUUUUUUUGGAAGUGCUUAAAAAACCCCAAACAACCCACACUUGCAACAACUAUUGCAUAUUUUACUACCACUACAAGUGUGGAUCAGGCCUUAUGUAUGUUGUACUACUCCACACACACACCACUCUGGAAUGUGAACACAAUGUGACACUUUUACUUAGACCAAGAUAAAGAGUUACAAAAUGCCAUGUGGCAGAACAGUGUAAUUUUUUUCCUCUCAUUCUUUUAUCGCUGCCUUUUAAUGAAUAUCAAUAGUCCCAUUUCUCUUUCAGCUAGGGUGGUUCAAGCAUUGCUACACAUCGGAAUAUUUAAAUUGAUGUUUUGGGCUUGAGUGAUUAAUUUGCAAGGUGUUAUGUGAUUUGAAGCAUUAGAAUUGCAUCAUUUACAGCUCUUUGUCAGCCAGAAUGGCUGCCUGCUCCAUGCAGGGCUGAGGGUAAGGCAGAUAUCUCUACUGUGUGUGAUUUUUGCUGUCUCUGUCUGAUGGUUCUUGUGCUACUACUACAGAAAAUAAAGGAAGACAAAAACUAGACCUCACAUCUGGCACUGUUUGCAGUCUGAAAAUUGCACAGAGCAUACUAAGAAAGGUAACUGGAAGAAGCAAAACUUCAUGAUCCCUUUUAGCUCAUACAGCCUGUAAACUCCUUUCCAGUUUCUUAAGCAGAAAAUCUCUGAAGCUAUUCAAUAUACACUAAAUGAAAUCUUUGUCCCUUUGAACAACCCUUGCCUAGGCUUCCUGCAUGCUGUCUGUCUGGGAGAGAGAAUACACAAGCGAAAGUGGACCUUGCCUUGCUCAAGAACACAAGUUGGGUGCAUUCAUCACAGCAAUUAUAUUAUCAAACAGAAAUGUGUUUAUAGUUUUGUUUUGUUUUUUACUUUGAACCUGUAGACUGUAACUAUUUCUUCCUGUGCAGACUAAACUGUGUGUCAGGUGAGAGAGAGAGAAGGUGUGAAGAAUCACUUUGAGGAGCAGCCUGUCUUAGUAAUAAUGGGGGAGGUUAGGACAACUAUUAUAUUAAUGGAGGUGUCUCAGUUAAGCAUGUUAAUGACAUUUUUAACUCAUUCUUCACCAGUAAGUGCUCUAGCCGUGCUGCCCAAGCUGCAGAAAGCAAAGCCUAGGAUCCAGAGAAUGAAGAACCUGCCAGUAGAGAAGACCACAGAUGAGACCACCUAAGUGUAUGAAUGUUUGUAUUCAGUGAAGUAGCCUACAGAUCUCUUGAGUAAUCAGACCUUCCAGUGGCAACUCAGAAAGGACAAGAAGAAACAGAGCAUUUAUUCAUGGGUGUGUCAGAGUCUGGCGUGAACAUGGAAGAGGAGGGUGUGUCUGUGCGAAGGGAGUCAACCAGCCCUAGAAGCACAGGGUGUGGUUGGGGCUGAGACUGUAUAACGGGCAGGCUGGCAUGGCUCUUCUGUCUGAGCACAGUGCGGCAAGGCUGAGAUGAGUGAAUCUCAGUGCUGAAUGCACAUCCAGAAGUGCAGAUGGCUCCACAGACAGGCUCCACAGAAAAGGAAAGGAAACCUGUUUCAGCCUUUCUACAGCUUUUCACUUGGGAAGAGAUCAGAACCCACAAUGGCCGUGGCCCAAAUAAGGAGCAGUGGCUGGUGAUUGACAGGAAUGUUUACGAUGUCAGCAAUUUUUCCAAAUGGCACCCUGGAGGCAGCCGGGUUAUUGGCCACUAUGCUGGACAAGAUGCAACGGAUGCCUUUGUAGCAUUUCACAGUGACAAGGCUUUGGUGAAGAAAUACUUGAAGUCUCUGCUGAUUGGGGAACUGGCACCAGAUCAGCCCAGCUUUGAGUCUAACAAAAAGAAAUCACUUUUAGAAGACUUCCGUGAGCUGCGCUGCACAGUUGAGAAGAUGGGACUUCUGAAUCCAGAUUCCACCUUUUUCUUCCUGAUUUUCUUUCACCUCCUGGUACUGGAUGCUGCAUCCUGGCUGACAGUCUGGUACUUUGGGAUAUCAUUAGUACCCUUCCUUGUUGGCAUGGCAUUCUUCACCAUUGCUCAGAUCCAGAUGGGCUGGUUCCAACACGAUCUGGGGCACUGCUCUGUCUUUAGGAAGCCUAAAUGGAACCAUCUGCUGCAGAUCAUUGUGAUAAAUACCCUGAAGGGAUUACCUGCCAGCUGGUGGAAUCAUCUGCACAAUCAGCACCACGCCAAACCCAACUGCUUUCGCAAGGACCCUGAUCUCAAUAUGCACCCUCUCCUGUUCAGCUUGGGAAAGACACUCUCUGUAGAGCUUGGAAAAAAGAAGAAGAAGUUCAUGCCUUACAAUUAUCAGCAUAAGUAUUUCAGCUUAUUGGCCCCACUUGCACUUGUACCCUUCUUCCAGUUUUCCAUAUUCUACUUUGGAAUCAAGAAGAAAAAGUGGCUGGAAAUGUUAUUGGUGGUGUUUUACAACGUCCGAGUCUGCCUCAUGUAUAUUCCUUUAAUGGGAUUUAACAAUUUCAUGGUGUAUUACUGGAUGUCCAGGUACCUAGAGAGUACAUGGUUUAUUUGGGUGUCUCAGAUGAACCAUAUUCCAAUGCACAUUGAUUAUGACCAGAACAAAGAUUGGGUAUCUACUCAGCUUCAUGCAACAUGUAAUGUGAACCAAUCUUUGUUCAAUGACUGGUUCACCGGGCACUUGAACUUUCAAAUUGAGCACCACCUUUUUCCCACAAUGCCUCGACACAACUACUGGAAAGCAGCUCCUUUGGUGAAAGCCCUUUGUGAUAAGCAUGGCAUUGAGUAUAAAAGCAAGACUUUACUCAGAGCUUUUGUAGAUAUUUUGAACUCACUGAAAGAGUCAGGGGAACACUGGCUUGAAGCCUAUCUGCAUGGAUAGAUGCUGGCAGCUCUUGAAGAGAACUUCUUCACAAGACAACUGCUGCAAAGUCGGCACAGACCAACAGAGUGUUUGUGGCUUCUGGCAUAGGAACUUGGGAGCUGGGUGAAGUUAAUUGCAGUAAGAAUGAUGGGUGGGGAAGUGGAUUAAAGAUGUAUUUUUUCCAUUGUUCUGAACCACGAUAUCUCUAUUUUUUGCUGCUCUCAAACUCAGUAUUCAGAGCCAUGACAAUCUGGGCCUUUAGAUUUGGGUGUCGCAGCUCUUGAAUCAGCUGGAUCAAUUUACUGUGUAGGUUUCCUUUUUUAUGGGAAAAGUUUAAAUGGCAUUUCUUAGUAUUUUUGGCUUAAUGGCUCGGUAAAAAUGGAAUUAGAUAAAGCAAACUGCAGGAAGUCAGGACACGCUAGGAUGGGGGGGCCUUCAUGGGGUAUUCCAGGAUUGGUAAUUAAAGAACAAGAUGGUCUGCAGUAUGUUGUCAUCUCCAGUCAUCAUGUGUUCUCUUACUAGUUAACUGAAGUGCUGUGACUUGUGCUGUUCAUGAAAUGCAUAGGGGAGUAGAUAACUGGAUGCUCCAUUUUACUUCUCUAAGAGUUAGUUUGAAUAUGGUCCAAAAGGUCUGUAUAGUAUGUAUAAUUUAUAUUUAUACAUAUAUAUAAAAAAUUUGUGUGCUCUCUGAUUAGCUUCCUAAUUUGAUGUGUUAUGCAUCUUUGCUGAUGUUAGACUACUUUUAAAACCCUUAGUUUCAGUAGGCUAACUUGAAUUAGGCUUAGAAAUAUAGGCAUUGGGGGUGGGUCCAGAUCACAAAGGUAUACAGGGUUCUGUUACUUUUACUGAAUUUUACAUGUAUUAUUUUCCCUCUAAAUACCUUCCAGUGAUUUCAAGGACACAUGAGUAUUGACAUGAGCUGUUAGGCAACUAAGUACAUUUGUGGUUCCAUUACCAUAUCUGGAAAAACAAUUAAAUCAUACCUAAUUCCCCCCUGUGGCGCAAGUGGUAGAAGUGCCGCUCUGCUACACAGAGGCUCGAAUCCCGGGGGCUGGACUCGAUGAUCUCUAAGGUCCCUUCCAACCCGCACGAAACUAUGAAACUAUGAAACUAUGAAUUCUGUAAUUCCAUGCAGUUCUCUUUGGCCUUUACAAAUUUUUUUCCUUCAUUUCAGCAUCCCAAAGAACCAACUCUUACUGGUUUUGUACCUGUAAGAUGUUUGGCUCCUCCAGGAAGGAGGGGAAGGAUGUAGCCCCUCCACACUUAGGGUUCUGCAAAGCUUCUGCUAGUGGGAAGCAUAAUGACCACCCGUGUACAAGGCAUAGUAGGUCUCUUUAUGAAGAGUAUAUGACUCUGAUUAAUGUGUUUGAUCUUCAUUUAAUUAUAACAUUUUCUAAUAUGACCUAUAAUAAAUUUAGUUCAUUUUGAGACAGUUGAGCCUAACUAGCAAAACCUGAAUUGUACUGUAUUCACCUAAAUGUCCCAAAACUGUGAAUGUAGUCUGCAGUGCCAAUUAUAUAAUUUGCCCAUAAAAACAAAGACCAAGUGGAAGAAAAACGGUUCUUUUCCUCUGCCCUUCACACCCAGAAUUCUAUGCCCUAAGCUUUCAGUGGGCAAACCACUCAGGGGAGGAAAAUGGGGAAGACCUUAAAGUGAAAUGUUACUGUGGACAACCAGAUAGAUCUGCAGCCCACUGGUGAUUAAAUUACAUGCACUAGAAACUUCAGACAACAGCAGUCCUCUUCCAAGUAACGAAUAUUAUCAAACUCAUCCCAAGAAAGAUUUUGAACUUAAAUUUCUUCCUUGCUUUUUAAAAUUUUUAUUUAUUAUUCUGUUUUAAGAACAUUGGCUUUAUUUAUAAUUCGUGCUUGUAUGUGCAGGCCUAGUAACACUGUUCUGGUUAUUUCCUAAUAGUUGCUGAUAGAUGUCAUUGAAAAAGGUUAUGAUUAAAAAGCACUGUUGUUCAAAAACUACUUAAAUAUACUUUGAAAAUCUUUUCUAACUACUACAGUCUAAAAUGGUUCUGUGUUCCCAACUCAAAGGUCAGCUAUCCACAACUACAUGCAGGAGUAGCAGUGGUUUUGUAAGUAUUUAAGUGAUAGCACUUUCUUAAGAUGAAUGCAGGGGGGUUUCAUUACCUGCUCUAUUGUUCUGGUGAAAGUGGUUUGUUUAGGUAUUAAGGAUUUUGGUGGGGUUUUUUUUGUUUGUUUGUUUUUUACCAGUGGAACAUGAAAACUGUGGUCUUUCAAUAAAGAUAUUGAUUUUUGCUGAAAUUCUCUAAAGACAAGAUUGAAACACUGUAGUUCUUUUUGUUGUCUGCCUCAUGAAUCAAUCUGGUUCUUUGUUCCAUUUAGCCAACAUUCUAUUUGUUUGAAUGUAGUAAUUUAUUGAGUCAAUUUUUUGCAACCUCAUUUAAAUUAAGAUGUUUUUGUCUCUUUAACUGAUCUAACAGUGUGCUGAUCUAUGUGAAUGUUGAUUUAUCUCUUUAUCUGUUUCAUAAAGGUUAUUAGCAUACAUGAAACUGGUUUACCUUUGUCUUGUUCUAACAUGGUUCACAAACUUC